UCGGCUGCUUGUUUGUUCGGUUCGGCUCGGAAAAGGAAACGUGGGAAAACUCUGUGUUGCUUCAGAAGUAAAAGUGAGUGCACGUGCAAUCGUAUUCCAUUAGGGUGGUACUGAAUGGGUGUUGUUUAGCUUUGUAUGAAUGUUUACAUUGAUUGCAAUGAUCAUGAUGGUAUCAAUGUGAUAUGGAGCUAUUAUAAAAAAGUUUGUUUGGAUACAUGGUGAUAAGUGAUGCAACCAAGGAUGGAAUAUAUAACGCAAGCUAUGCAAUGUCGAUUAUCGUAAAUGUAAUCCAAUUAAGUGAAAUUUUCCGAAGCAAUUGGUUUCCACUGAGAGAAGGAAAAUAAGUGUUCAUAAAAUACAAGAAGGAAAUACAACAAUACAACAAAAAAUUAGUGUUUCUGAGCUACGCGAAACGAAGGCAACGUAGUCAUAGAGAAAUGGAAAAUUUGUGUUGACGAAUAAAGUUCAUUAGUGCUCUUCGGUCACAGUGUUGCAACACAAGCGACAGGAUUAUCCAUGGCCAACUUGAGGAUUAUCAUGACCCGGGUGCAUUUCGGAUUAAAAUUCAUCAUACUGAUUAUCGUGCCCUCCAUCUAUGGCCACCACCCGGUGGACAGUGGGAAGGCUAUCAAAGUCAGUGGCUCCAGUACGGCGACGAAUACUUCAACAGACCAACUCACGGCCACCCUCACGCUCAUCCCAUAUGAUGUGGUAGCGCACUUUGUGAACCAGUCCCGGAUAGCGUCUUGCAGUUUCCCCGACCCGGACGUGAAACUCAAAUGGCGCAACCCGAAGAACGUUAUCGUCAGCGACACCAAAGGUCGGGUUCACAUCGAAGAGCAGCUCAGUGGUUCGCUUUCGCUUGUCUUCGAGUUCAUCGUUCGGGCCGACCAGGGCAAUUGGACCUGCGAAACGAACAGCAUUGGGGUCGUGCUGAAAAAAUCCUUCAAAAUGAUAGUUAAUGAGCCAAUCUCGUUCCGGGACACCAACCCUGUCCAAACGGCGGUCGAAGAUAUGGAUGCUACUAUCCGGUGUGAGGUGCGAGGACACCCGGAGCCAUCGGUUUCGUGGGACUUCAAUGGGAAACCAUUGUUUCCACCGAAUGCAAAGUACACAAUGCUCGCAGAUGGAUUACUCAUUAAAAGGGUAUCGAAGGACGACAGCGGCGAGUACACGUGUAAGGCGUUUCAGGUUUCCUCGUCCGGGAGCAGCUUUGAGGAGAAAUCGAUCCUGCUCAACAUCAAACACAAGCCCUACUUUCAUAAACACCGUGGUUAUUUGUGGGGAAACGUCACUUAUGGCUAUGUGGGUGGAGCGGUAAAUUUGACCUGCGAUGCCAUUGCGGAACCACCAGCCACCUUCACCUGGUCGGCCAAUAAUAAAAAGUUUUCCCACAAAAACCACCUCAUCUACAGUGGGCAGCAUGUGUCCAUGCUGCAGAUCGUGGUGAAAAAUAGUACAGUUUUUGGCAAGUACAGAUGCGAAGCCAAAAAUGAGCUCGGUACAAUAUCGCGGGAAAUUCAGCUCCAAGAAGGCACCAAACCGGAGCGUCCCAGCAGGUUCGAACUGCGCGGCGUCAAUUCCGACACGCUGGACAUUGACGUCGGUGCCACGAAGUCACAUGACGUCGAUCCGGACCCCUCGACCAUUAUUGGCUAUCGCUUUGAGCUAAUUCCAACCGAAGAGUACGCCAAGCACCGCAGCUGGGAGCGAGCCCAUCGACGUGACUUUGACGUCGAGGAUGGUGUUACGUACUUGCUGGUGCAUCUGACGCCGGAUACCCGGUACCUCAUCCGGGUGGCAGCACGAAACGCCGCCGGCCUUAGCGAUUGGACCGUGGUGAAAGAAUUCAUCACCCACCCGCUGCAGCCGUACGGGUUCCAUUCCGGUGCUGCCGGACCGGGUACAAGCGCUUUCCUAUUCCUUCGACUGCUGACUGCCCUGGGUUCCUUAUUUCUCCCGACGAUGGUAGAAUUAAAAUUUUAACCAUAGCAGCCAAUAAAAAAAUCAAUCAAAAGACUACCGUGCAAAAAAUUGCAUUCCCACACAGUCACAAACUGACGCCCACAUUGUCCCAUAGCUUCACAAAUCAAACAUGAAGCAGUUUCGUUUAACCAUUGGAUUGAAAUUCAUUUCGAGAAGAAACGAUCAAAGCAGGCAUCCGUGCUCAGUAAAUAAAGUAGGCCACAAUUUUGCGCUUUCUAUGUUUGUUGUCAAACGGACAGUGGAAAAAGCUGUUCAGUUGACUUACUGAGACACAGAGCAGACACGAAACGGUCAAAGGAACAUACUGAUCGGUCGUUAAGGUGAGAUAAGGUAACAUGAAUUUUUCGUACCCCACAUUAGGUAUAAUAGGGAUCAAAAUGAUCACCAGAACCGAAAAAAAUGUUUGAAACAGCAGCGAAGAGGCGAAAGCAAUGAACAAUGUAGCAAUAUGUAGAUUAAUCCGGAAAAUUAAUUUGCUUUUAGGGUUAAAAUCUAUGUGUAUUGAUGAAGCGUGGCAACUUUUGUCCUUGUCUUUUUCUGAGAUAUGUGCUUUGAAAGAGGCUGGUAUAUUUUUAUAAUGUUAAUCAUUGACGACUUUAUGUCCAUGAGCUUCGUUGCUGGUUUGUGAGAGAUAUUAGACCCUGCCUACCCGCAUAUAAAAUAACCAUAAAAAGUGCCUAACCACCGAUUCGGGAUAUCAUUCCAACCAAAUGUGAUAUUGUUGAACCAUUUUUGUCAAGACAUGUGAAUAAUAUAUAAUAUAUAAUAAAUAACGGGGAAUAGUUUUAAUUCGGUGAUCCAAUUCAAACGUCAAAGAUGAAUAUAUUUUCAAAAAAAUAAUAAUAAGAGCAUCCAAAAAUAUGUUAUUACUUCAAACCUUCAUGCUUUGUUAAUCAUAAUUAAGUUUAGAAUUUAAAAACUUCUUUCUAAACAAAAACUACAGUAUUUUCAGACAUU
Molecule: messenger RNA, 2943 nt
Organism: Ochlerotatus camptorhynchus
Lineage: Eukaryota; Metazoa; Arthropoda; Insecta; Diptera; Culicidae
Product: neural cell adhesion molecule 2-like
Exons: 7
Coding region: 517-1986 (489 amino acids)
Cellular component (GO): neuron projection
Molecular function (GO): protein binding
Source: RefSeq, a predicted model, not a curated record